Bipolaris zeicola 26-R-13 is the source of this 429-nucleotide messenger RNA. RefSeq lists its product as uncharacterized. The coding region runs from base 1 to 429 and encodes 142 amino acids. Gene Ontology annotation, molecular function: TBP-class protein binding; general transcription initiation factor activity; core promoter sequence-specific DNA binding. Lineage: Eukaryota; Fungi; Ascomycota; Dothideomycetes; Pleosporales; Pleosporaceae. The record is from RefSeq and is a predicted model, not a curated record. The transcript has 3 exons. Gene Ontology annotation, biological process: positive regulation of transcription by RNA polymerase II; chromatin remodeling; negative regulation of transcription by RNA polymerase II. Gene Ontology annotation, cellular component: negative cofactor 2 complex.
AUGUCCGACCGCGAGUUUGGCGGUAACGACGAUCUGUCGCUGCCAAAGGCGACGGUGCAAAAGAUUGUCCAAGAUAUCCUCGCCAGCGAGCCAGGCAUGACCUUUGCCAAGGACUCGCGAGACCUGCUUAUUGAGUGCUGCGUCGAGUUCAUCACCCUCAUCUCGUCCGAGGCCAACGAAAUCGCCGAAAAGGACGCCAAGAAGACCAUAGCCUGCGAGCAUGUCAAGGCUGCUCUCGAGGAGCUUGACUUUGGCGACUACGUGCCCGCCAUCCUCGACGUCGCACAAGACUACAAGAAACAGCAACAGAACCGCGAAAAGAAGCAAACCAAGAUUGAGCAGAGUGGCAUGACCGAGGAGCAGCUCAUUGCUGCCCAGGAGGAGCUCUUCAAGAAUGCUACGAGCAAAUUCAACGCACCCUCGCAGUAA